AUGAACAUCAAGAACCACGCCAACGACCAGCCUGCUGCACCCCAGCCGCUGUACCAACUAUCCACCCAGUUCCGGUAUUGGCGCUUCUCUCAGUCGGGACUCGAGCAGGCCCGAAGGGAACUCAACGAAGGCGCCGUAGGCAGAGUCAAAUCUAAGCUGGAAGAAGAGAGGAACGUCGAGCUUCCGGCAGCCGGCGAUGGCCCAGCCGAACCCAGCCAGAUCGAGUAUCUGACCGUCCAAGACGAGCUCGAGCUGGUCACCUUCUACCUCUCCAAGAUCUCCCAACUCUGUCGGGCCUCGAUCUUCAAAUUCCCCGAGACCGUCGAGGCGACUGCGAUGUCCUACUUGAAGCGCUUCUACCUCCGGAAUACCUGCAUGGAUUACCACCCCAAAAACAUCAUGCUCACCUGUCUCUUCCUGGCCACCAAGACUGAAAACACCUCGAUCUCCAUCGACAGCUUUGCCUCCCGGAUCCCAAAGACGACGAACGAGGAUGUCCUAUCGCUCGAGUUCCUCGUCGCCCAGUCGCUCAAGUUCCAGUUCAAGGUCCACCACGCCCAUCUGGCCGCCCGGGGGAUCUAUCUCGACCUGCAGGCCUGUCCGCCCGUCGGCCCGCUCGGCCUCGAGCGCCUCUCCCAGGCCUGGCCUGAGGUCUGCAGUCUGCUCCGGGCGGCCAGACUGACGGAUGCCGAGUUCCUCUGGACGCCCAGUCAGAUCGCGUGUGCGGCCUGGUGGGUCGCCGACCAGCCGGCGACCGAGGCCUGGCUGAAGGCCAAGGCCGACCGGCUCCAACCCCACCCCACUCCUACCACUUCCCCUCCCUCUCCUCAGCUACCCAAACCAAAUCUCGCCUUGGAGCCACUGACCCAGCACCUCUCCGGACUCUCGGAGCUGCUCAUCCAGGCCCAGCAUAAACCGAUCGACAAGGAUCGGGUCACCGCCGUCGACCGUCGGCUCCGCUUCUGUCGCAACCCGGAGAAGGACCCCAAUAGCGCGCUGUUCAAGAUCAAGCAAGCCGAGCUCGAAAGCGCCGAUCUCGCUAAACACCACCAGAAAUAUCCCGCUGGCGCUAAUCAAGACCCUUUCUCGUAA
Molecule: messenger RNA, 1092 nt
Organism: Puccinia triticina
Lineage: Eukaryota; Fungi; Basidiomycota; Pucciniomycetes; Pucciniales; Pucciniaceae
Exons: 4
Coding region: 1-1092 (363 amino acids)
Biological process (GO): regulation of transcription by RNA polymerase II; regulation of cyclin-dependent protein serine/threonine kinase activity
Cellular component (GO): nucleus; transcription factor TFIIK complex
Molecular function (GO): cyclin-dependent protein serine/threonine kinase regulator activity
Source: RefSeq, a predicted model, not a curated record